Molecule: messenger RNA, 5035 nt
Organism: Porites lobata
Lineage: Eukaryota; Metazoa; Cnidaria; Anthozoa; Scleractinia; Poritidae
Source: the annotation of a GenBank genome assembly
UAAGAAGAUCCACAAAAUGGGAAACUCAACGAGCGAACUGAGCGAACGUGAAAGAAAGGAGGCUGACUUUGGAGAGAAAAUCUAUGAUAUAGUAAAUGAAAUAUAUCCGGAAAGUUGCGAGAAUAUUACAGGAAUGCUUUUGGAAGCGGAAGAUGAUGAACUGGAGCGACUUCUAUCGACGGCAGGUCGCAAUGAGCUCGAAGCUAGAAUUCAUCUAGCAGCAAAAAACUUGAUUUCCACGUCUUCAAAAUUGAUAUCCGAAAGGUAUUAUCUUAUUGUUACUGCAAGCUGUUCUUUCAUUGUAUUUUCAAGUUGAUUUCCAGUUCAUUAUCGCGUUUGGACGCUGAAAGUAAUUGGCUGUUUUUAAUUCAGUUAAUUCUGUUUUGUUUGUAGCUAAAAAAGUGUGAAAUGUUGAAUAAGAUGAAGAUGAUGACGAUGACAGUGACAGUGGAAUCUAUUGUUAGUCACACCUUGAAAUCGAAAGAGUAGUUUUCAUUAGUGUCAAAUGAAAAAAGCACAAGUUCCAAAUUUUAUUUAUUACAGAAAGAAUAACAGGUAGCUGAUGCUCAAAAUAUAGGAAUUUCCAGGGCUGUGAACCCCCCAUGUCUUUAAACAUUGAAUUGAUAGGGAAGGGAUGAAAGUUGACAUCAUAACCUACGACACAUGACAUCAAUUGUACAAAAAAUACUUGUUGACUCCGAUCAUCACAAAUUGCGAAUACAGGAAAAAGAUGUUGCUGGCAUUGUAAAAUUUGGCCCGAUUGGUUUACUUCUACCCAAUCACAUUACUACUUAUAUCACAAUGGCAUACCAGAGUUUAAGAGGAAACGGUUGAUGUUAACAGUUAAAUAGCUCAAACAAUGCAAAAUAUUUAAAAUUGUAUUCUCGCAAAGUGUAGUCUACAAAAAAAUGGCAAACUUCGGCAAUUAGCCUUGAGAUUUCAGACUCUUGUCUGGAGAGCGAAAGAUACAGUCUAAAAUCUGGAGUCUCCCAGAUUAUCUGGGAGAGUUGACAGCCCUGAAUUGCUCCUGUUGCAUAACCUUCAAAAUAUAAGGAUAAUAUGUUAGGUGAAAACAACUGUUUCUAAAAAACUAAAAAGAGAGGAAAGCCGUGAUUUAGUAACACUUUCACCUAACACAAAAAGAUAGAAUUUCUAAAAAGGCCUAACCUUUCAAGGGGGUACAUAUUUCCAUCCUAGCCAUACAGCUGUAGGUGACUGAGGGUAACAUCCUUUUUUUACAUGUCAAAUUUUCAAGACAAUGCUAAAAACAGGUGACAUAGACUCCUUUGCAGCCGUUUUUAUGGUCGUCACACAAUGGUUGGGGAGGAGUGUUGUGUGACAACCCUAAAAACAGCUGCGAAGGAGACGCCAGGUGACAGUGUUCCUUUGUGUUGUUGGCCACCAAGAGGGUUGUGCAGGGACCUAGAUGAACCUAGUUCCCAGGGUCCUCUCUUACCCGUCUCUCUCACUCCACUGGGAGGGGUAGGAGAGGGCCCUGGGAAUGAGGUUGGCACCAAGAUCCCUGUGCAACUAUCCCUCAACUAACAAUGGAAAUCAUGACCAUGCAGCUCCGAUAGUUACACAAGGAUGGCAUGCAGGUUCUUGACAGCACACUUUUUAUGAACACAAAAUUAUUGCUUGGAGUGAUGAUUACUCCAAGUAAUAAUUUUGUGUUCAUUACAAUUAUUGGCCCUAUAUCUGUGCCAAAUGAUCAUCUUAAUGCAGUAUUCGAUGAGGUUGUUAACCUGUGCGGGAGUUGCCGAAACAAUGCCCUUCCACGGUCCCCCCAGGAAAACCUUUAACUUGUUGCAAUUCUCUCCCUGCAUGAGAAACGUCUUUCCUUACAAGAAAGGAAUGUGCUAUUUGUAGAUCGCCCCAUCAAAUAGAAACAUAUUCACUUGGACAGUAACAAGGGCUUUAAAUGCAAGAAGGGCUUUAAAUGCAAUACCGUAUUUGAGAGAAAUAAAACUGAAACUUAACUUGCUUUCAAGUCUUAAGAAACAGAAUAUUUCUGUUAUAUAACAGUAUUUAAAACCCCUAGAGUUGAACCUGUCGGUGUCACAUUUUAUAAGAGUAGAAUGACUAUAAUUUUAGAAUUUCCGGUUAGAUCAGAUUAGUCAUGUUAGUAUCGUCAUGCUAUAGUUUUGGGGGCAGAGGGAUGGGGUAAGGGGGUGAGUUGUGAAAAUGUCCCAAUUAAAAUAAUACCAAUAGUUUCUUGCUUCAAAGGGCUAUCUCUGUCCCAUUCCACAGGUUAGGAGUAGUUAUACACUAAAGCCGGUAAAAAGUGUAAUAAUAUUAUUGUGAUCUAUACUUCCCAAAUCAAUAAACCACUGCAUCAUGCAGUCCCCCAUAUGGGGGUCUUGUUGGCAACUACUUGGAUUUGUAUGAGACUUGUAUCUCUACUCUAAGAAGCAAACAAAAAAUGAUUUACUAUAAAUAGCCAUUAGUUCACUAACCCCAUGAAAGGUUGUCAAUUUCUCCCUCUGGUCCUUGACUGUCGUAUCUACAAAGCCAACCUGUUUUUAAAUUUAACUCUUAGACUUCAAGAUAGUACCAAUUUUUUUAACAGCUUAAACUGUUUUAAACAACUUCAGGGAAAGGGAUGAGCUGCAGGCAAGUCAUACACAAAAUGAAAGUGACGAGAAGGUAAUGCACAGCAUACCAAUAAAUGUAAAAGAACUGGGUGAUUGUGAAAACAGUGGUCUAUCAGAGAGAAGAGAGUUGUCACCGUUUGGAAGAAAUACAAACUGUUCCAUAAUAUCAGAGGAGAAGCAGGCCAUGGGUGAAAAAAUAUAUGCUUUUAUAGAAAAAUACUACCCGUGUGAUGCAGAUAUAUUGACAGGAAUCUUAUUAGAAAUGGAUAUUCAAAGCUUAGAAGAACUUGUGAAUGACAAAGACCUGUUAGAACGAAAGGUGAGAGAAGCUUUGGCAGUUUUGCAAAAUACUGAAGUCUCUCAAAAUAGUCAAAGUGGGUCUGGAUCAAAGGAACACCCCGAUAAAGCAUUGAUUGGAGAAAAGCUGUUUGAAUUGGUCAGUGCAAUCAAUUCAGAACAAGCUGACAAGAUAACAGGGAUGCUUCUUGAGAUGGAUGUUCAAGAUUUAGAAGUUAUAGUUCAAAACCAAGCAGCUCUUGAGGACAAAAUUAAUGAGGCGUCAAUGGCUUUGAACAGCCAUCUUAAUCACGCAGAAACUAAAACCUUGGCUGAAGAAAACCCAGACAAGAAACUAUAUGGUGAACAACUUUAUUGUUCAAUUAGUGAAUGGUACCCUGAGCAGGCUGAUAAAAUCACUGGAAUGCUUUUAGAGCUGGAUGUCUCCACACUAAAGUUGUUGAUUGAGGAUUCUGUGGCUCUUAAAGACAAAGCCUUGCAAGCAGCAAGCGCUCUUACCAACAUAAAUAUUAUUAAGGAACGUUCACAGUCUCCAAAAGAAGUGAGUCUAGAGACUAAAGACAAAAGAAUCUCACACUCUGAAACAAAAAAUAAUUUAGAUGAACAGUUGUGUAGCAUCAUAAAAGAAUGGUAUCCAACUGAGGCUGGAAAAAUAACAGAAAUGAUUAUGAAUUCUGAAAAAGACCGUGCUACUCUGGAAACUUUGGUUUUGAAUAAAAAACUGUUGAAAGAGAAAAUCAAUGGGAUGUUGGGUGUAGACCAAAGGAAUGCGCCAGAUGGUCCAAACAGGUGAGAGUUUUUAUUUGAGCCUGUUUAUUAUGAAUAAUUAAGUAGUAUGUAGGUAAGUAGUCCUAGCUACAUUGGACCAAAGUCAUGGGUUUUGAAGAAGACUUGCCUGGAUGAGAUAGGAACCAUUCCCCUUUCUUGCUUAUUUUCUGGCAGUUUGCUCAAACACUGUAUGGAAUCCCUUUUUAGAAAGCAAUAUGGACUCCAGUUGCCCCACCCUUUAUUUGGACAUCCUUAACUUCUUGUGGGAAUAAGGGGGAGAGCUCUGGAAUGCUGAAUAUCCUUUUUUUAUUCGACGUAGUUUUAUUCAGAAAAACCCCAGUUAACUCUAACAUGGUUGACUCAAGCUCCCCACUACUGACUAGACUUGCUUCAAGUCAACUCCUUGCAAGUUCUCGAUCAAGAGCAGUCUUUAAAGGGAGUGAAGUGAGCUUGAAUGUGAUCAUGCAGCGACCAAGCAAGCAAAAAAGUCAGCCUAACCAACCAAAAACAGUCUUACUUCUGACUCGAACUAAUUUUACUUUUUCCCUUUUCUCUUUUACAGUAAAUUUACCCCCACUAAAUUGAACCACUGCCAAGUCAAACUAUUUCUUGUUUCCCUUGGGGGUUUUGAGGUAACAGAGUUCAAUUGAAUUUCAAAUGUAAGCUUAUACUAACUAGACAUGAAAUAGAGACCAAGGACCUAAGCCUGAUACACCCUUAUCAACCCAACAUUUGUAGGGCAGUUCCUUAGCAGAUAAACACCAAAAUUCAGGAUUUUUUUUGUGGUUUAAUAAAUUCAACCACUGGUGCAAAUUUUACUUUUCCCGGGGGCAUUGCUACCUAUGUGCCUGUACCCACGUAAACACCUGAAAUAUUCACCACUUUAGAAAUGAGGAGGAAACAAUGCAAAGUUAAAUUUUGCAAAGACUUCUGGGAUCGUUACUGGGGAUGCGCCAGUCUAAGAAUCGGUCAGCGAUUGGCCAAUUUUUCCCGCCCCUAAUAACCGUCCCAGAAGUCUUUGCAAACGUUAACUCGGCCCCAAAAGCGAAGAAAAUACGUUUUUUUUAAAAAAAAAUAAUGAGGCUAUUGAACUGCAGCAGAUAUAAAUAGGUAAAAGUAUUUAUAUUCCAUUGAGUUUGUUUAUAAAGCGUUUCUCGUUAAUGUUUCACAGGCAAAAGACCAAAACUGAAGGCGACGUAACGAAAGAAAAGCUUGGCGAAAAAUUGUUUGAGGUGGUUGAAGAAAUAUGUCCACAAUAUGCAGACAAAAUCACAGGAAUGCUGUUAGAAAUGAGCGUGAAGGACAUCGAAAAUCUGAUGAACAGUCAUCAAGAACUUGAAGAGAAAAUACGGCUUGCUGAAAAAGCACUAGUUUAA